AUGGAAUUGCAUCUCAAGCAGUUUUACUUGCUAUUGGCACCUGUAUUCAUUUUUACAAGUAUUGCAAUGAUUCCAUUAACAUCAGCAACGAAUACAUCUGUUACGGUUAACUAUUUUAAACUAGGCGGAUGUAAUUCAUCACUUUCAGCCAGCGUUGGUGAUUAUUGUGAUCAUAUUGUGACAAUGACUAUUGGAUCAUCAAACGGCUCAGAUUCUUCAACUGAUCUUAGUAUGGAAAUCAUAAUGCCUGAUAAUGGCACGAUUGUUAUGCAAAUGUCAAAACCAAAAAUAACAUAUGUUGGUGGAAAUUUUCUCAAUUCAGCAAGUCUUUAUCAAUCAACAAUAACGAUGACAUCCCAAAUGAAUACGUCGCAAUAUGAUAAUGCUGAAAUCAAUUUUGGAAAUGUUACGAAUGGUUUCCUUGUUGCAGCAAAUAAUGCUACAGAAAGUUCAAUUACGGUUUCGUUUCGUAGCGUUGUUAUUAGCUGUCCAAGUUAUCAAGUCGACGGUGCUGCAUAUGUGACAACGGGUCCUUUUACAAUUGGUAGUAUUAACAAUUCAAGUUUACAAAUUCCACAAGGUUCACCAUUUUCAUUAUCAGUACCGGUUAAUUAUAAUAGUACAUAUGCAUCGAAUUUUGUUUUUACAAUUACAAACGAUAAUCCAUCGCAAUUAGGACUCUGUUCAGUAUACGUUCAAAGUGCAACAUCUGGUUUCGAACAGUUACCAAAUUUAGCAUAUGAAAUAUCACAAAAUUUAACAACUUCAUUGACUAAUAAUCAAAUUUCGAUUAGUCUUGGUCAAAUUGUCAAUACCCAAUUUUUGAAUGGUUCACAAGCAACCCUCUUUAUGACUGUUUUUGGACGUGUAUUCAAGACUGAUAGCAUUAGUUCAUUUUUAGCUGGUACAAUGACGGCACAAGUAAGCGCAUCAACAAGCGCAACAGUGACAAAAAUGUAUACCAUCUAUGCAGUACCAUCUAUUGCAGCUUUUCCAUUAAAUGGUUCAUUACCAGCAACUACUCUUUCACAACGAAUCAGUACAGCUGGUAUUUAUCAAGCAUUGGAACUGACAGUCACAGUGGUUAUUCCAAGUGGUUUUUCUGCUCCCAUUGUUAUUAAUUUAAACGGUGCGGUGAAUUCUUCAACAGCAGCUGUAAAAUCUUGCGCAAUUAUAUUUCAAUCAGCUGGUGAAAAUGUUGCCAAUGCAAAUCCUCAAUGUAUUGAUCAAAGUACUUCAAGAUUUACUUAUACAUCAAGUUCUAAUUCAUCCGUUUAUGAUCAAUUAUCGUAUGACUAUGGUGUGUUAUCUGAUAUGAACAUAUUUUCAACAAGCGUUUCUCCUACAGUCAAUACCGUAGUUUUUAAUGCAGCGUUUCAAUUAUUAAAUACAACGGAAAGUGUAGUUUGGCCAGUUGUUGGAAUUACAUUUGGAAAUGAUACAGUUUGGGUUGGAACUGCACCUGUUACUGUUACAACUAUAAGUUAUAAUACAACAAAUGCAACUGAACCAAUUUUCAAUCUAUCCUAUGAAACAAAUAAUACAGUUAAUCAAGCAACAACAAUUUUAGGACUUACACGUUUAUUCUAUUAUGAUAUCUAUACUAAAGCAACUGGUACUUAUACACCAAUGACAUUAAGAAUAAUGACAAAUGAAACAUCGAUUGGUAGUAGAAUACCAGCUGCAAGUAUUUGUCUUGUUAAAAUUUUAUAUGUUGGCCAGAAUCUUCCAUGUCUCAUUCCACAAUUUUAUAAUCAAGAUCAAUCACCAUUUAUUACGUAUUCAUCAAGAUACAGCCAACAAAAAAAUGAUACUGUUGAUAUAGAAUUAGGUCCACUAUGUAAUUAUGAAACAGUACAACCUGAUGAUGAUCUCGGUCGAAUUCGUAUUGGUGUUUAUGUCAAAAUUGAAACAUCAUUGGGCAAUGGACAGAGCACUUAUGUAGGGCUCAAUCUUUAUUAUACACCACUAAAUGUUUGGACUGGACAAAUACUUUUUACAGGAAAUCAAACAGCGAGUGCACCAAAUGUUGUGGGAACACCUUUAUUUUUUCCAUUGAGUUCAACAGCACAACCAUUCAAUAUAAAUUCAUUAACAGUUAUUAAUUAUGGUUUAAAAGUUCCAGUUGCAUCCUAUGGAACCUAUUCAUCAUUGUCGAGUUCAAUUAUCAAUGAACCUAAUCAACAAACAAGUAUAUGUCGUGUUGAUAUAUCACCAAAUCGUGGUACAAAUGUUCCAUGUUCAAAUGAUGUAUCAUCAGCAUUUACUUACAAUGCAAAUGGAUAUUCUUCAUUAGCAACAACAGAUCUUGGAAUGAUUUGUAACAUUGCUUCGAAUUCUUCGACGUUGAAUGCAACACUGUCGCUCGAUUCCAAUACAGUGAUCGUUCAAGUUUUUCUUCUGGCUAUGCCACAAACAAGUUCAACAUUUGGUUUAACUCUAUCGAAUUUAGUACCAACUGGCCAAACUGCAUUAGCACCAAUAACAUCAAUAUUUAAUGGUAGCACGAUAAGUAACUUCGGAAAUAUAUCAUCGACGAGUUCAUUAAAUACAAGUAAUUAUCAACAAUUAAAUGAUCCAAACAACAGUACACGAGUCUAUCUUGGUCAAGAUGUAUUGUUUCGUACAGAAUUGAUACUUGCUUCUAAUCAAACCAAUCAAUCGUGUUAUUCGUUAUUAUUCCAAUUCAGUUUUACGCCAUCAAAUACUGAUGCAGCUUAUUUUACGAAUGCAUUUUUAAUUAGUUCUGGUAAUAAUUUAAUGUGCGUGAAAGCGAAACCAGCAUUAACUCUUACCAGUGGUGGUUCAACUGUAUAUAAUACUUCGAUGUAUGUUGAUUUCGGUACAUUUUGCUAUUAUCCAAUUGAUCCUACGAAUAUCACAGCGAACACCUUAAUUAUUCAAGCUAAUGCUCGUGUACCAGUGUCAACAACAGUUCCAGUAAAUAAUCAACUAUCAAUCAAUAUAGCAACAUUUGUUAAUAAGAAUCAGUCAGGCUUAAAUGAAAGUAUUUCAUGGACAGUAACAAACUAUACGGCCUACACUGGUUUUACAGUAUAUCCAAACGAUACAGUCACUGUACUUACAUCGACAACAAAUUCAACAGUACAAAGUGGUAUCCAUCAAUUAGUUACAUUUCCAUUUAAAAUAUAUUUACCUAUCUACGCUCAAGGACACUUACAAAUUUCAAUAGCUAGUAUACCAAUGGCAAAUAGUGUUACAAUUAAUAUCAUAUCAGCUGAUAUACUUUCAGCAGGCAUUAAUGUUGGAUCAUUUAUGAGUGAAUAUAUACUUGGGGAUAAGUAUCAUUGGACUUAUUCAUCAAGUGUACUAGGCUCAAGUUAUCAAGAUACGGCCUAUCUUGAUUUAGGUGUUGUAACAAAUACAGGAACAUCGAUAUUGCAGAAUUCAUCUUCGAGUGCAACAGAUAAUUAUAUUUUUGUUCAAGCAAUUGGAUAUUUAACUGAUAGUCCAUUAGCUGAAGCAAAUUUUUCAUUUAAUAUUGCUUUAACUGCAACUUAUGGGGCCAUGAAUAGCUCAAAUUCAUUUUCAGAUAUUGUAUUAAGAAAUGGAACUGAAGAGCCCAUUAUGUUUAUCAAUCGAACUGAUAUUACCAGUGGAACUUAUGGAAUUGGAUCAACAUACAGCGGUAUCAUUCGCUAUGGCCAUGACAAUAAUUCCAAUGCUGAAUGUAUUAAUGCUGGAAUCAUUAUCUAUGUACCAACUUGGAUAUCAUUACAAAGUUAUAAUUCAACAACUUUGGGAGUAAAUUAUACAACUGAUAAUGUAUCAUAUAUUCUAUUCAAUUUGGGUGUACUUCUAUUUAAUGAUGUGGGCUCAUUGACAUUCACUCUUAAUAUUGGUACAUCUGCUCAGAUGAUUUUAGCUUAUCAAAGAUAUUAUUCACCGACUAUUACAAUACCUUAUGAGUUGAUGUGUAUGAAACGCCCAAGAGCUGAUGUGGCUUAUUAUCCAGCAUCUUAUGUAUUUGCUUUUACUGAUAUUAUUUCAUUAUCAAUAUCAGCCAUGCCAGUUUUGAAUUAUCCAACUUUACUCGAUACAUUGAAUCCUUGUCAAUUUUCAUCGAGUGUAACUGGAUCAGAUGCAUCCUUAGUACGAACAACUGGCUGGCAAACUGGCUAUCGAUCAAAUCAAUGGAUGUUAUCGGGUGCUACUUAUCUGCAGAUUAAUUUCGGAAAUUUCACAUUAAUUAAUGGAAUUCAAUUAACUGUUCCGCCUGCAUUUGCACCGAUUCGUCUUCUUCGACUUGGUUAUAGUUGGGAUGGAACUAGUUUCGCUAUGGAUACAACGAAUUAUUUCGUUAAUGGCAGUUCAUCAUAUGUAUUUUCAUUAUCAAAUGAAGUAUUAAUUCAAUCGUUUCGUAUCUAUUUAAUUGAUGUUGUUCAGCCAAAUGAUUUAUUAACGAAAACAUCAGGUUUUAUUCUUAAUAUAACUGGUACAGUUAAUUCUACGAAUGUUACUGUUGCAAGUAUUUGUCCAAGUAUAUCAAGCACACUUUCGCCACGUACAAUACUUGUAGCACCUCCUGCACAAACGGGUCUCAGUUAUUCAAAUGAUGUCUAUGUUUGCGAUGAAAUACUAACAAGAACAUCGAUUCUAUGUCAUGUACUUCUCAAUGGUGAUUUAUCAGCAACAGCUACAUGGAUUGUCUUGAAUACAACGAUAGCAAAUAUUAAACUGUUUGUCUAUGAUACUGUAGAAGAAAGACAAUCUUUAUAUGGAUAUGCACAAGAUGGUCUAUCGAUAAUGCGUAGUGAUGAUCGUGGCCUAACAUGGUCUGUCACUACUUUUGCUGAAUACUCGAAUAUGACAGCACAAUGCAAUGCAAAUUCGAAAGUAUGUACAAUGAGUCAGCCGUAUCCUUUAAUGAGUGGUUCACCAGGCUAUCUACAAUUGCAAAGUGGUGCUGUACCAUGGACUGCUUCAAUUGGUGGACUUCUGACACUACCAUCAGGUGGCAACUUAGCAUUUGAUUGGUUUUGA
Rotaria socialis is the source of this 5004-nucleotide messenger RNA. Lineage: Eukaryota; Metazoa; Rotifera; Eurotatoria; Philodinida; Philodinidae. The record is from the annotation of a GenBank genome assembly.